Symbiodinium natans is the source of this 5034-nucleotide messenger RNA. The record is from the annotation of a GenBank genome assembly. Lineage: Eukaryota; Dinophyceae; Suessiales; Symbiodiniaceae.
AUGCCUGCAGGGGCAGAUCUGCGAGGUGUGAGCCUUGGCCCUGCGGACCGCUUGGCUUUCCUGUCAGAGUGUGGCCAGGGCCCAUUUCUUGCAGGCCUCCCUGGGCAGUAUGCAGAGACAUCCAAUGGAAUCGACUUUCUCUUUCAGGAUGCCAAGGGCAACAGGCACCUCUUCGCAAGUUUUCCGGGCAUCUACACCAUGUGCUGGUGCAGGCCUCACGGCAAAGCAAACUGCGAGGCUGCCAGCGACUUCCAGGUUCUUGUGGGCUUGGUCCGACUUACUGGGCCUCUGCUGGGUCAGGCCUUCCAGUGCUUCUUUUCCAUUAACUGCACGGUCUCUGAGUUGCAGGGAUCUGGACUUGCAGUUGGGGACCAGCUGUUGCCCAUGCAGGAAUGUGGCACUUCGAGUCUGUCUGCGACUUUCCCAAGUGCACAGCCAUUCUAUGCUUUUCAUGAGCAAGGUGCUGAUGGCGAAGACAGGAUCACCUUUAACCUUGGGCUGUUGCCGUUGCAGGGGGCUUCUCCUGAGACUGUCCAACUGUGUUGGUGCCCUUCUUCUGCAAAAUGCCAAAUGUCGGAAUAUCGUGCUGCAGCAGUGCACUUGCAGAUCUCUUGCCCUCCUGGUACCUACGAGCUAGUGGCAAGGUCGAGAACAUGCCAGGCGUGCCCUCCAGGCUCUUACUGUCCUGGAGGGCCGGACGGCAGAUUGGAGCAUUGCCCGCACGGGAGCACUUCACCUGUGGAGUCAACCUCGAAGCAGGACUGCAGCUGUCGCCGUGGCUUCGGCUGGGAUUCGCAGCUCGAAGUCUGUUUGCCUUGCCCUGCCGGAUCCUUCAAGCAGCUGGUGGGCAACCAGCACUGCGACGCCCAGUGUCCCCAAGACACCACCUCCUCGGCAGGAGCCAUCGGUGAGUUACAGUGUUUCUGUGCAAGCGGAAAGGCGGACACGGACCCAUCGCCAGCCUUUAGCUGCACAGAUCUCACAGCCAGCUUGGUUGAGAUGCCGAGGCCUGCUGAGGCCGCCAUUUUCUCUUUCACUGGAAACAUUCAUGUGGAGCCGGGGCGUCUUCCGGAGCUACAACCUCUGCUAGAGGAAUACGUGGAAUCAGAGACUGGGCGAGCAUCGCUCAGUGUUGUGGCUACAUCGGUGGACGUCAGCUACACUCUCUCCAGCUAUGAGGAGGAGGCCGUGCGUGAAGCACAUGCCAAGUUCCUGGCAGACCCUUUCGAGGCCUGGGCCAUCAAACUUCCAGGUGAGUUGGCUCGCAUCACUGCGAACAGCGCGGCUAUCACCAGCGAGAGCAUCAGCUGCCCGGAGACAUGGAACUUUCCACCUGGGCCCAUCCGAAGUUUGGCCGAUUGCCGGUGCUCCUAUGGCCUGGAGCCUUCUGCUGACCUUUGCAGGAGAUGCCCUUUGGGCACCUACAAGGGGAUGGUUGGUGCUUCAAGCUGCACAAGUUGCCCGGAAGCAGGUGGCGGCCUCAACCUCGUCCGAACUACCUUACGAGAGGGUGCAGUGUCCGCUGGAGAAUGCGUCUGCCCAGCCGGAUACAUGAGUCCGGAUUCCACCAAUUCUGAUUGCCAGCCCUGCGAACAGGGUUUUUUCUGCUUUGGUGGCCGCCAGGAACCUUGCCCACCAUUGACGAUCACCCGGGCCCAAGCCGCCAGCAGCGUCACGGACUGCAUCUGCGAACAGGGCUACUUCGCUUCGGUAUCAGGUGUUUGCGAGCCUUGUGCUCCGGGCAGGUUUAAGCCGGAGGCUGGCAACGCCGAGUCGGAUUGCCAGACAUGCGCGGCUGGAACGUGGAGCAACACAUCCGGAGCAACCUCACACACAGCCUGCAUCCACUGCAUCCCAGGAUCCACCACGAAGAAUGACACAGCUACAGAGGAAGAUCUAUGCAUUCGUCCACUUCCUGGGCAGAUGCUGCGGUGCACUGCUGGCCGCACAUGUGAGGUUCGCAUCGCAGGGCACCAGCUACAUGAUGGCCACCGUAUGGCCCUCACCUCCAGUUCUGGCUGUAGCAGUGCCAACCAGCCUGUACCCAAUGUGGCAAACGAGGGCGUGUCGCAGCCCGCAUCUGAUCAAGGCCAACGGUAUGCCUGGCAGGGGGAUACGAAUGCCAUGGAUUUUGCCCCUCCAGGAGGCCACUACAGUCUUUGCUGGUGCGCCGACCUACCUGGGCUCAGCUGCACAAGCUUGGAAAGCUUCCAGAUUGAAGCCGGGCGUCUUCAAGUCGUGGGGCCUUUCGUGAACCAUAGCUUCACUUGUGUGCGAGGCCAAGACUGCACCGGAUUACCUUUACAGGGUGUGGGAUUUCUCACUGGGCAAGUGUCGCUGAGGACUGCCUGCGGCAAGUCAGGCUCGCUUCUCUCGCUUUCCCCCGCCAAUGGGAAUGCCACCGGGAUCGUUGAACAGGAUGCAUCAAGCGUGGCCUUCGUUCUGAGCUUUGGUGUGUCAGAUGCGUUCAGGGACCAUGGGCUCACCCUCGAUGCAAGCAAUGAUGGAUAUCGCUUAUGCUGGUGUGCACGCGACAGGCCUGGCGACAGGCCUGAAAGGUCUUGUGCUUUCGAUGACUUCGCUGUGGAUGCUGGCAGGUUGCGGGUAGAGGGUCCACGGACAAACCAGGAGGUAUCCUGCUCCGUCGGGCAGCCGUGUGCUCCCAAUGGUCUCGAGUCUGUUGGUGCUGUGGCAGGUGAUCGACUUAUGGUUCUCGCUGCUUGUGGCACGGGCUCUGCUAUGCCCGGCUUUCCUGGCGGUGGAAUUGCGGAGUAUGGUGCCGAUGGCUUCCGGUUUCUUGGCAGCUCGGAGGUCCUGCAGUCGUCGGCUGGGAUCUUUCGGCUUUGCUUUUGCCGGCCGCUUUCUACGAGCUGUGAUAAGCCAGCAGACUUCAAGGCCGCCGUAGGUUUCAUGACAGCUCGUGGCCCCUUCGAGCAGACAGCCCGCUGUACCGUGGGCAGCUCUUGUAUCAUCGAGCUGUCUGGUAUGGGUUUGGCUGAGAAUGAUUCUUUGGUGGUUGCAAGCUCCAAAUGCUCUGAGAGCAUCCAAUUUGGCGACCUCCAGAACCUAACCUUGCUGCGGCAGCCCAUGCGCAUUUACCUGGACAAUGCCACGCUGCAGUGCACUUUGGGUGAGAUCCUUUGGGAGGCACCGCCGGGUGUCUAUCAACUGUGUUGGUGCUCGCAAAACUCGGGCUGCGGCCUAGCAUCCUUCCGUGCGGCAGCAGGCCAUUUGCAGGUGACGUGUCCACAGGGCUUUUAUUCGCCUUCCUCGAGAUGUAGAGCUUGUGGUCGGGGCUUUUUUUGCCCUGGAGGCACGACAGCAAGGUUUCCAUGCAUGGGGGGCGGGACGACCCUCGGAGUGAAUGCGGUCGCGAGCACGGACUGUCUCUGCGACCGGGGCUACUUUGAAGAGCUUGGCACCUGCAAGCUCUGCCCCAGAGGCACCUACAAGUCCACUGCAGGAAGCUCGGAAUGUGCACGCUGCCCAUCAAAUUUCACGACUUUCAAGCCAGGAGCCGUGUCCAACUCUUCGUGCAUUGAGGAAAGCUCAAGCAGCAAAGAUGUUCAGAGCAACACUUCAGAGGUUCCAGCCAUAGUGUUCAACCUGUCACUUAGCCUUGCCGAAGGUGAUGCUGAUGAGGCUGGUUCCGAGUUCAGCGAGACGGUGAGGAAGCAGCUCCGUGCAGCUCUGCUCAGCAGCAUCUUGGCAUCGGUUCGGCUGGAUGCAAGUGUGGUGGAACUCAACUUCGCCAAUUUCACCAAUGCCAGCUUUCUGGGUCGACGCCUGGCUCAGUCCCUCAUGGCAGCCGUCACCAUGCGAUACCCAACGACCGAAGCCGCAGAAGGUUUGCAGAGCGAGCUGGACUGGAACGCCUUACGUGAUGAGCUUGGCCUUGCCCUACAGCAGGACGAGAACCUGAAAGGGUUUGAGGUGAACGCGAUAUCGGCUGCAGAGUUAUCCUCGGUGUAUGUCGUUUGCCCAGCGAAUGCAGCAAAACCGCCCGGAGUCACUCUGAUGCGGCCGGAGGACUGCGCCUGUAAUCCGGGCUUUGGCUACGAUGAAGGUGCCUGCAGGGCCUGUGCUCUAGGAGAGUACAAGUCAGCGCUUAGCAACGAGCGCUGUGAAAAGUGCCCCGAGUGGACCUCAACUCAGAAAACAGGCGCCACAGAGCAAGAGGAGUGUAAGUGUGAAGCGGGCAGGUAUAGAAAGGAUCAGUGUGCUCACUGCCCAAAGGGGUCUUACUGCCCCGGCUCAGGAGAAAAAGUGCCCUGUCCAUUCAAUUCCACCACAGAAUCUGGUGGAUCAUCCUCCAGCGCAGACUGCAAGUGUCUGCCUGGACACCAGCCCUCAGAACCCUCAGAUUCCCCGCCUUGCGAGCCUUGCCAGCCCGGCCGGUACAAGAGAAGCGUGAGCAAUGAGAAGUGCUUCGAAACCUGCCCGUCCAAUGCAAACAGCCCGCCGGCGUCCACCGAGCCGGGCAAUUGCUCGUGCAAUGAAGAUCACUACGCCCAGCUUAAUGAUGAGGACGAGCUGGACAGAUGUGCGCCAUGCACCUUCAACGGGCUACGUUGUUCGGGCGGCUUCCUUCAGAACGGCAGCCAUGCACAGCCUGAAGCCAAGGUAGGUUGGUACAAGACCGGCAAGACCCUGGCAGUGCAGUGCCUCGUUCGGGAUGCUGCCGGCGCCAGUGUGUGUCAGGGCGAGAAUCGCUGCGCCGAAGGUUCCACUGGGUGGCUGUGCGGCGAGUGCCCAGCGCAGUGGGGCCGCCGUGGGCACCUGGAGUUCUGCAGGCAAUGCCCCGAUUCGAGCUCGGCCUGGCUCGCCACGUCCAUCCUACUGGACCUGGGACGCAUCACAUCCCUGAACUUUAUCAUGGCGGUGCUCAGUGCCCAAGGAGCCGCGAAGCAGAUGAAGCUCCACACGACAAUACUCCGCAUUUUCCAGCGGUGGAAGGAUGCCUGCUCCGUCCUCCUGAGCUGUGACUAUGUUAAAGGUGCGGAGUCAAAGGUGGAGUCAUGGAGGAGUCGCUAG